CCGGUCCAAUCAGAGGAAAACAUUAUAGUGCAUGAGCGCACGAGACGUUUCCUGAAGCAUUGCGGAAGAGAGUAAGCGCCGCGAAUUCUUGAAAGUGUAGCUGGGCACCGUUGAUACUGCAUCAUGUCUUGUGCGCUUCUACUGUUGUUGAUGAGCUUGGCUUUGGCGAUGGGCACUGGCGCAGCGGUGGAGAUCCAGCGUCCACGCGGAGUACCACUAUCAAAGCGACAGUUCUAUGAGGAGAACAAGCCCUUUACCUGUUUGGAUGGCUCCAGCACCAUCCCCUUUGACCGGGUCAACGAUGACUACUGCGACUGCAGGGAUGGCUCGGAUGAACCAGGUACUGCUGCCUGCCCCAACGGCAGCUUCCACUGCACCAACGCUGGCUUCAGACCCACCUUCAUCCCUUCCUCCCGGAUCAACGACGGCAUCUGUGACUGCUGUGACACGACAGACGAGUACAACAGUGGUGCCACUUGUCAAAACACCUGCAGGGAGAUGGGACGCAAGGAGAGGGAGAGUCUGCAGAUAAUGGCUGAGAUCACCAAAGAAGGCUUUCUGCUCAAACAACAACUGAUACAUGAAGCUAAAAGGGGACAGGAGGACAAACAGGGCAAGUUGACUGAGCUGCAGGGUAGUAAGAAGGGUCUGGAGGAGAAGGUGGAGGCUCUGAGGACUGUGAAAGAAACAGCGGAGGAUCCAGAGAAAGAGGCUAAAGAGCGCCACCUGAAGGCUUGGGAGGAACAAAAAGAACUCAUCCGUAUGGAGAAGGACAAAACUAGAAUGGCUGAGGCUUUUCUGGAGCUGGAUGAUGACGCAGAUGGCUAUGUUUCUGUGGCUGAGCUGCAGUCCCAUCUUGAGCUGGAUCCAGACUCCGAUGGCUCUCUGUCAGAAACAGAGACUCAGGGAUUGCUGGGAGGAGCAGGCAAAGUGGAUACGUCAACAUUUGAAACUGUGUGGAGCGGCAUCAAAGACAAGUACCUGUCAGAGGGCCUGUCGGACCCCCCUGCCCCAGUGGAGACCCCCCAGGAGGAGGAGUCCAGGGACUUUGUCUCUGACCAUGACACUGACCAAUACCCUGAGGAUUACGCUGGAGAGGAGGAAGAUGUGGAGGAUGAUGAGGAAGAUGAUGAUCACGAGGAGGAGGCGGAAGAGAAGGUCCCUCCCACCGUGCAGACCCCAGAGAAAAGAGAGGACGAUGAGUUGUCCAUGCCACCGUACGACACAGAGACCCAGAGCCUUAUUGAUGCUGCCCAGAAAGCCAGGGAUGAUUUUGAUGAAGCUGAGAGGGCUCUCCGGGAAGUGGAUGAUCAAAUGAAGAACCUUGAGAAGGAGAUUGGCUUUGACUUUGGGCCAAGUGCAGAAUUUGCAUACCUCUACAGCCAGUGCUACGAAUUAUCCACAAGCGAGUACAUCUACAGGCUGUGUCCAUUCAAUAGGGUCUCCCAGAAACCUAAGUUUGGGGGAUCAGAGACCAACCUUGGCUUGUGGGGACAAUGGGCUGGUCCUGAAGAGAAUUUCUACUCUGUGAUGAAGUAUGACCAUGGGCAGGGGUGCUGGCAGGGCCCCAACAGGUCCACCACAGUGAAGCUGACGUGUGGGAAGGAGACGGUGGUGACGUCCACAUCAGAGCCCAGUCGCUGUGAGUACCUCAUGGAGUUCACCUCCCCCGCCGUGUGCCAGGAGCCAGCCAGUCUGGAUGAAGUACUGCACGGACACACAGAGCUGUAGUGCUCCCCACCAACAGGUAGCUAGCUACAAGCCAGGCCCAUUGGACUUAUAGAGCAGUGGAGUACUUUAUAAUUACAUGUGGAUAUCAACUUUUUAUAAGUACUCAACAUCUUAGGGCUAGCACGGUAAUUGUUUAAUCAUGUACCCUAUAAUUAUGGCCAACAACCCCUGGGGGGAGAAGUUACCUUCAUAAUUGUUUUAAUAUAUUCAUAUUUUUAACAUGUUGUCUUUCAAUCAUCACUCUACUCUGCAUGUCUGAUUUGAGCUUGGCUCUCACUAGCUAACUUAAUCAUUAUAUCAACUGUUGGCUCCAGCCCACAUAGUUGUAUUUGUGCAGGAUCUUCAAAAAGAUCUGACAUAUAUGGCAUUCAAGUCCACCUAGUAGGACGAGCCAAUCUAGAUAAUACUUACGUCCCUCAUCGGGUCGAGUAGCUUAAUUAAAACAGUGCAAAUAAGUGUCGGUCGUCAUUGUUAAAUAAGAAUUUGUCUUUUUUUGACUUGUCUAGUUAAUUUAUUUUGCAUUUUAAAUGUAACCUUUAAGUGCUAACUAGCUAGCAACUGUACACAAGGCAAGGAGGCACAAGCAAGCGGGAAAAUGAGAAGACAUUGAAACAGAUGUUAACAGGACAGAGGAAGACAUGCAUUGUGCAACGAGCCAGUCUUUUCUUGGUAGGACAUCCUUGCACAUGUAUUUGAUCAUUUUUACAUAAAGGGGCAAGUUGGCAAUUUUACAAUGGCGAAAGCAAACAAUUUAUGAGAAGGCACUGUGCUACGUUUCCAAUCGAUCAGAACUUUUGUUUCUGAGGAUUUCUUAUCAAUUCUGCUUGAAAAUAACAGUAAUUUCUCUCUCAGGUUUCUUUAUGGACUACAUGCUAGCCUCCAACCCUUCUCUGCAACAACCAGCUGCUGCACUCUGGCUUCACAAACUGGACGAUUCAAAAUGGUUGCUUGUUCUUUACUCCUACUUGUUUGUUUUCUUUAACUUGUUUGUCUAGGGUUAGUGUUUCAAUUAGAUUUAAAAAAGUUGUCAUUCCAUUUUUUUUUUUUUUUUUUUUUUAAUGAAUUUGAGUAUGCUGAAUUGUUUUCUCCAAUGGUCUACUUUGCCAAUCAAUGAGUUGUACUGUAUCUAAGCAGGAUAGUCAGUAUAUUAACUGUGCUCCAUUGGCUCCAAUACUACAGUAGAUUAUGCCAAUGAUGUGCAUUAUGACGAUGGUGGGCAGUUUGUCUUAUGCGCAUCAAUGGUUUUGCAUUUUUACCCUCUGGAAAUGACCACACUCAAUGUCAUCUUGUAAAAACAACAUGGGUCAUUCAGAUAUGUAACCUUUAUUUUUUUUCUGGCAUGUAAAGUACAAAUAAUUAAACAAUUCCAUGAAAAAGUC
This is a messenger RNA of Oncorhynchus masou masou (cherry salmon), 3110 nucleotides long. Its product is annotated as glucosidase 2 subunit beta-like. NCBI's taxonomy places the organism in Eukaryota, Metazoa, Chordata, Actinopteri, Salmoniformes, Salmonidae. The transcript has 17 exons. The record is from RefSeq and is a predicted model, not a curated record. Gene Ontology annotation, biological process: N-glycan processing; liver development. Gene Ontology annotation, molecular function: calcium ion binding. Gene Ontology annotation, cellular component: glucosidase II complex. Bases 124 to 1731 code for a protein of 535 amino acids.